Sorghum bicolor (sorghum) is the source of this 656-nucleotide messenger RNA. RefSeq names its product chaperone protein dnaJ 20, chloroplastic. The record is from RefSeq and is a predicted model, not a curated record. The transcript has a single exon. Gene Ontology annotation, cellular component: chloroplast. Lineage: Eukaryota; Viridiplantae; Streptophyta; Magnoliopsida; Poales; Poaceae. The coding region runs from base 29 to 526 and encodes 165 amino acids.
AGCUAUACCUAACCUGCAAGCCUACGGUAUGGCCACCAGCACCAUUCCGAUGCCGACGACGAGCUCAGGCAGGAUGACCAAAACUGCCGUGUUUUCCCGGAGGAUCAGCCACUGCAAGGUGAAGGCCGUGGCUACAUCGCCAAGGGCUUUAUGCCCCAAGGGAAGCAUGACAGACUACUACAAGGUGCUGUCGCUGGAGCACUCGGCGGCCGUGGGCGCGGAGGAGAUCAAGCGCGCGUACCGGCGGCUGGCGCUGCGGUACCACCCCGACGUGUGCCCGCCGUCGCGUCGCGGCGAGUCCACGGAGCUCUUCCUCGAGCUGCGUCGCGCCUACGAGACGCUGUCCGACCCGGCGCAGAGGCUCCGGUACGACGCCGAGCUGAGGGCGGGCGGCGAGGACCCGGCCGCCGGUGUUGCGUUCGCGAGGGACGUGUGGGAGGCGCAGCUGUGUGCGCUGCGCGCGCGCUCCGAGCAGCGGCAGAGCGCGAGGAGCGGUGGCGUGCGCACUCGCAGGGCACGCGCAUGAAAGCACACGGAUAGGGGGUGUUAUCUGGUUAUUCAUUCUUUCACGUUUCGCCAGAAGGCGACUCGUGACAUCUGGUUUUACUACGUUUGAGUAGUAAUUCGUUCUUUUCGGGGAUCUUUGUCCUGUUUAA